Molecule: messenger RNA, 672 nt
Organism: Priapulus caudatus
Lineage: Eukaryota; Metazoa; Priapulida; Priapulimorpha; Priapulimorphida; Priapulidae
Product: ATP-binding cassette sub-family C member 8-like
Exons: 5
Coding region: 28-672 (214 amino acids)
Biological process (GO): transmembrane transport
Cellular component (GO): membrane
Molecular function (GO): ATPase-coupled transmembrane transporter activity; ATP binding; ATP hydrolysis activity
Source: RefSeq, a predicted model, not a curated record
AGGAGACAGGAGACGUUUCUGCGAAGCAUGAUGAAGCUGAUUGAUCGCAACAACACUGCUGCCCUCUUUGUCAACGCCGCGAAAGUCUGGCUCGGAGUCCGACUGGGCUACCUGUCAGCGGUUGUGGUGCUAGUGGCUGCUGUUGGAGCGAUCAGCUUUGCACUUGCAUGUGGCGCCACCGUUCACUGUGCAAGUAUGGUCGGCCUUGCACUCACGUAUGCCAUUGUGAUCUCUGACGUGUUCAACUGGGUUGUUCUGAACGUGGCCGAAACUGAGAUGCAGAUGAGUUCCGUGGAACGCGUUGUUCACUACUGCCAGCUACCUACCGAACCUCAGGCAGGAACAGCAGGAGAGAUUGUUCCUUCUGCCGAUUGGCCGACCACAGGAACUGUUCAAAUUAACAAUGCCUCCAUCAGAUAUGCUGAUACCCUGCCACCUGUCGUCAAGAAUAUAAAUCUUUACAUACUUCCAGGACAGAAGGUGGGUGUGUGUGGACGCACGGGCAGCGGUAAAUCCUCACUGCUGCUCAUGCUGCUGCGGCUGGCAGACGUCUGUGAGGGACACGUGCUCGUGGACGGAGUCGACAUCCGCACGGUGCCGCUAGCCGACCUCAGAUCGCGCGUCAGCAUCAUCCCGCAGGAUCCCUACCUGUUCUCCGGCACCGUCAGGUAA